This is a messenger RNA of Anneissia japonica, 796 nucleotides long. RefSeq names its product putative D-cysteine desulfhydrase 1, mitochondrial. The record is from RefSeq and is a predicted model, not a curated record. NCBI's taxonomy places the organism in Eukaryota, Metazoa, Echinodermata, Crinoidea, Comatulida, Comatulidae. Gene Ontology annotation, molecular function: D-cysteine desulfhydrase activity.
GGUGCAUGCCUUUGCUGUGUGUGACACUGCGGAAUAUUUUCACUCUCAUAUCAAUCAGACGCUCACCAGUAUUGGUUUAGGUGACACGGUGAGGUCACAUGACAUCAUCAACAUCCAUGAGGGAGCAAAAGGACUAGGAUACGGCAUUUCAAAACCAGAGGAAUUGGAAUUCAUUAAAACAGUAGCCCAGCAGACUAGUAUUUUGCUUGACCACACAUACACUGGUAAAUCAGCACUAGCACUGACCAACGAGCUCAGGAAACACAGGUCAAAGUUCAAAGGAAGCCGAAUACUCUUUCUACAUUCAGGUGGAAUAUUUAGCAUGUUUGAUGGGCGGCUAGGAGAUGUUCUGAUGCAGUCAGCUGGAGAAACAUUGAUACAGAACUGGAUGAACGCUGAAGAUGAACCAACUAUUGUUUGAUGAUACAUUCAUGAGGGCAGCCUUCAUUAUUAUUAUUACCAUUAACCAUUCUGUAUUCAGAGCAAGUGAUCAUCAUUGACAUAGACAUAUUUUAACAAAAAUUUGAAUUAUUAUUUUAAACUUAGAAUUAAAGAAAGCCAAAUAGAAUAUGGAAAUGAUGCUCAUAUCAAUGCAUAGAAGAUGAAUUUUAUUUGACUUUAGUAUGUUUACAUUUUGACAUUAGGAAAAACUUAAUUCCAUCUUUCUUAUAUACAUAUACUGUAUAAACCCAAAAAUGUUUAAGUUCUAUCAAAUAAUGUCAUCAAUUGAUUAUAAUGUUUCAUAUGAUGUAUCAAAAUACUGUAUCUUCACUUAGCUUAUUAUAAGAAGAUGUGA